Lotus japonicus is the source of this 2019-nucleotide messenger RNA. Its product is annotated as probable pectinesterase/pectinesterase inhibitor 21. Gene Ontology annotation, biological process: cell wall modification. NCBI's taxonomy places the organism in Eukaryota, Viridiplantae, Streptophyta, Magnoliopsida, Fabales, Fabaceae. The transcript is spliced from 2 exons. Gene Ontology annotation, molecular function: pectinesterase inhibitor activity; pectinesterase activity. The record is from RefSeq and is a predicted model, not a curated record. The coding region runs from base 168 to 1922 and encodes 584 amino acids.
UCCGUGUUUCAUCUUUUUUAGCAAAGAUAGUUGUAUGUUUGCUGAAUCAUGUCAUGGUGUUAAACAACAUGCUCAUUACAUAUAAAUAACAACAUUUGCUGCUUGUUAAUCAUCAACUAAAUAUUAAUUAAUUUACAACAGGAGUUUCUUAACUCUCAAUAUUCAAAAUGGCUGGGGGAGAUGCAGAGAAGGGGAAAAGAUUCGCCAUCAUUGGUGUGUCAGCCUUGUUAUUGGUGGCUAUGGUUGUGGCUGUCAUAGCUGGCGUGAGCCAUGAUCAUGAGUAUGACAAUGAUAUAGAAGACAACAGGAAGCACAUUGCAACAACUUUAAAUGCAGUGCAAACCAUUUGCCAUCCCACUGAUUACAAGGAGGAAUGUGAGGAAAGCCUGAUAGCAGAGGCAGGAAACACCACUGACCCAAAAGAGCUUAUUAAAAUUGCAUUUGACAUUACAAUUAAGAAGAUUGGUGACAAACUUGAGGAAACAAAUUUGUUACAUGAGGUUGAGAAUGAGCCUAGAGCCAAGAUGGCACUUGACACAUGCAAACAACUCAUGAAUCUUUCAAUUGAGGAGUUAACAAGGUCAUUUGAUGGAAUAAAAGAGUUUGAUCUCAUGAAUUUGGAGAAAAUCCUCAUGAAUGUUAAGGUUUGGCUUAGCAGCGCGGUCACAUACCAAGAUACAUGCUUGGAUGGGUUUGAGAACACAACUAGCAAUGCUGGUAUGAAGAUGAGGGACCUAUUAACAACAAGCAUUCACAUGAGUAGCAAUGCCCUUGCUAUUGUCUCUGACCUUGCCGAUACCGUCUCGGAUUUCAAUGUCACAAAGUUAACCGGACGUCGCCUCCUCCAUCAGGAUGAUUCUGAGACUCCCUCAUGGGUUGAUCAUGACCAUCGCAGACUCUUUGAUUCAAAGAAAAAUAUAUUCAAACACAAGCCUAAUGUGACUGUAGCCAUUGAUGGAAGUGGAGAUUUCAAGACCAUCAAUGAGUCAUUGAAGAAAGUUCCUGACCAUAAUGAAAAUCCUUUUGUGAUUUACAUCAAGGAGGGUGUUUACCAAGAAUAUCUUGAAGUUACCAAGCAUAUGACCCAUGUCGUGUUUGUGGGUGAUGGUAGCAAAAAGACACGAAUUACUGGCAACAAAAACUUCAUAGAUGGGAUUAACACCUAUAGAACCGCCACUGUUGCUAUUCAAGGAGAUCAUUUUACUGCCAUCAAUAUUGGUUUUGAAAACUCUGCUGGACCCCAAAAGCAUCAAGCAGUAGCAUUGAGGGUUCAAUCAGACAAGUCCUUGUUCUACAAUUGUUCAAUGGAUGGUUAUCAAGAUACACUUUAUGCACACACAAUGCGUCAAUUCUACCGUGAUUGUACCAUUUCAGGUACCAUUGACUUUGUCUUUGGUAAUGGGCUAGCUGUUUUCCAGAACUGCACUUUUGUGGUCCGAAAGCCUAUGAAAAACCAGCAGUGCAUUGUGACUGCACAAGGCAGGAAAGAAAGGCAACAACCAACAGGAAUAAUCAUCCAAGGGGGUUCCAUUGUGUCUGACCCUGAGUUCUACCCAGUGAGGUUCGACAACAAGGCCUACCUCGCUCGUCCAUGGAAGAAUUUCUCCAGAACUAUUAUCAUGGACACCUUUAUUGAUGAUUUGAUUCAACCUGAUGGUUACUUACCAUGGCAAGGAUUGGAUGGACCUUCCGGCAUGAACACCUGCUUUUAUGCUGAGUACCACAACACUGGCCCUGGUUCAGACAAAUCAAAACGUGUGAAUUGGGCUGGGAUCUGGAACCUCAAUUCAGAAGCUGCACAUUGGUUCUCUGCAUCCAAAUUCUUCCAUGGAGAUGACUGGAUUCGGGCUACUGGGAUUCCUUACUUCCAUGGCAUUCCCGACCAUCAUAGGCAUAAGAAGACAUUACUUAAUUGGUUAUAGGAAUGACUUGUGCUCAAGAGAGUCAUGCACCAAAUUUAUUCCUGUGUAAUUCAAUUCUUUCUCUCAUUUUAAUUCCAUUUAUUAAUUUUGACAUGGG